AGACCGAUGCAGGCCCAAACUUUGCGAAAUCUCCAAGUUUCCACCUCAGGCCAAACUUUGUGAAAUCUGAUGAUUAGUGUUGAUUUCUUUGAGCGUCUCAGGACAUGAAUUCGAAUGAAGUGGAAUAUAAUUAGAAUUUUCUGGAUAUGAGUAAUUUCAAAUUUUGAAAUUUCAAGAAAUGGCGACGUUAUUUUCUGGAAUGCCGUUGCUGCUGCCGCGGUAAACCGAUAUUGUUACAACACGUUACACUGGUCCAUCGUCGCGUAGCCUCGUGCUGCUGAUGAUACUCACUUGUGUUGCUGAAAGACUACACGAUAAAACAGGCGUUCGGUAGCCUUCGGACCGGUUCUCGUUGAGCAAGUGAGUAGUACGCAAGCGAUCUGUAGUACAUGAAGUCAAGCAGCCUCUAUCUUCGCAGCGAGAAAAGCAGAUAUAGUCUCCCGUAGUGGUCGUGUAAGCUACUCUUGUUUCGGAGUACAACGUCUUCUAAGGACAGGAAAGGAUACUGGUGAACAGCCUUCGCGUUUUGGUUCUCCUCAACCGAACAUCUAUAGCCAGGAGUUUACAUCACACAGUAGCAUACAGCAUCAGCCAAAAUGCCGAGCAAGGAGAAGGAAGAAAAGGAGCCUGGCAAGGAGAAGGCCAAGCACGAGAAGUGGGAGGGCAAACAAAAAGAGGACUGGGACACUUCUAGAGGUGGAGACUCGUCUUCGAAGCACAAGUCUAGCAAGCAAGACUGGGGAGACUCUACUAAGCAGAAGAGUUCUAGUUCAUGGGACAUGAGGCAAGUGCUCAUGGUAGCGGAAAAGCCAACGAUCGCGGAAGCAAUAGCGACCGCUUUGGCGGCAAAUCCGAAGGACAUACAGAAAUCUAAGAGAAUUUCGCCAGUAUGUCCUAUCUUCGAGUUCGAAGGAUAUGCGCCUUUUAUCAAGAAGGGAAGGGAAAAGGUAUUUUGCUACUCGCUACAUUGGAACUAUUGCUGACUAGAGUAUAGUACUUAAAUCUUCUGUUGUCGUGUUUCCCAGUUCUUCUCUCACGCUUACCAGUUAUUGCUGACGUUUUACUUCAAUGUAGUAUGAAAAAUAGUGUGAAAGUGGUACUUGAGAACGACUCACCGAGGAUCUUCACCUCUUCCCUCUCCAGGUCUGGAUGAAAGUUACCUCCACUGUCGGCCAUAUCUACGGUCUAGAGUUCCAGAAGCAAUACCUCGACUGGAAAACAGUAGCUCCCGUAGACCUUUUCGAUGCGGGGACCGAGCAAUUAGAGGCAAAAGGCUCUAACAAAGUGCCUGGUCAUCUCCGACAAGAGGCCAAGUAUUGCUCACAUUUGGUGUUGUGGUUGGAUUGCGAUAGAGAGGGCGAAAACAUCUGCUUCGAAGUUAUGAAGUCCGCGUGUUGCAGUGAAAAGGAGAAAGAGGAGGGGAGCAGUACUACCUAUGUUUUACUUUUUUGCCUGUUUUUUGAUCGUAGAGCUAGACUUCUUGUUCCUGUAUGAGAUAUAGAUUAUCACUUGGGUACAACUUGAUGUCUCCAGAACUUGAUGUCUCCAGAUCUACAGAUUAUCACUUGAUGUCUCCAGAAGGAUCCAUGAUUGACCAUUGACCUCAAAUCACAGAGCUGAUCCCCCGAAAAAACGCUUUCCGAGCUCUCUUUUCCGCUCUAGACGCGAAGAGCUUAGAAAAAGCCUUUUGGGAACUCAAUUACGAUGGGCCCAACAAGAAUGAGAGCGAUGCCGUGGACGCACGACAAGAGAUGGACUUGAAAGUGGGGGUAGCGUGGACAAGAUACCAAACCAUGUUUUAUCAGGGUCGCUACAGGGAUUUAGACGCAAAGCUCCUUAGUUACGGACCGUGCCAGACGCCAACGCUUUGGUAUUGUUAACAUUUUUUCUCCGGGUUGGUUUCCCAAGGUGUAGAGUUUUGAACAAAUCUAGUAUCUUCUGUUACUGUCACGAAAAAUGGUUGUUGCAAAUGGUCUUUGCGGUGUUCUGUCGCUUUGCCUUUUAUUAAAGGAACAUUAAAUCGGGAGGCUUGAUAGUGUAAGUAGUUCCGAGACGUCUUUGCUUAAAAUCUUGGACUUAUCAGGUUUCCGUCCAACGGCAGGACCAGAUCAAAGCUCUAUCCAAACCAAACCACUCAGGUUUUGCGUCCAACGGCACGACCAGAUCAAGGCUUUUAAGCCAGAGAAGUUUUGGGUGAUGGUGUUGAAGAUUAAAGUGAGGUCUUUGCUAGAGGAAGUGAAGAAAUUCACCAAAGCUUUAGACCCUGACUGCAAGCAGCCGAAGAGUCAACUCUUGAAGAAGAAGUUUGACAGUUUUACCCAACGUCAGCAAGAGCAGCAGGCCAGGUCAAAUGGUCUUGCCUCUUCUAUGCCUGAUGAAACCUUGGAGAUCGAAUGGACGCGAGGGCCGAUUUUUAAUUAUGAGGCAAUGACAGGCAUGAAGCAAAUGCUGGUGGCAGGAGCUUCCUCUUCUAGCAGUAGUGGAGCGGGAUCGAAUGCGACGUCUUCUGCUCUUAAGGCACAACUCUUCCCUAAAAAUCAACAUGAUUUCGCUCACAACUACUUACAUCAAGUGAUCUUUCAACUACAAUCAGCAGAAUAAGACUCUCUGACAGGAGUACAACUUCAGUGCUUCUCCUCGUGUGAAAUUUUUAUUCUUAUAUUAUAUACUAGAAUUAGAAAGUCAAUUAUGAGACAACAUUUCCAAAGCCCCCUCAUCUCUAAUUAUACAACUGGUCUGCACGAGUUCCGACUUGAAGUGACAAAGCAGGCGUCGAAGGAGAUGCGGUAUGAGAGGCCGCAGGGCAUGAACACGGUGACCAUGCUGAAACUUGCGAGUUCGAAUCUAGGUAUAGGUCCUCAGGAAGCCAUGAGGGAAGCUGAGCACUUGUACCUGCGAGGAUAUUUGACUUACCCGCGUACAGAAACUACGGCCUAUCCAAAGACGCUUGACCUGGAUGGGCUGCUUCGAGCGCAGACCACAAAUCCAGUGUGGGGCUCGCAAGCAAAAGACCUAGUUACCAGAGGACGAAAGGCACCGAGAAAAGGUGAUAAUAUUCAUACUAGAUACGGGAUUGCGCAUCUUGCGACAUGGCUUGAGUAUAUUUCCGGGGCGGGUGCCGGCGCGCUGCAUGCGGCAGCUGCUCGGUGCUGACGAAUGGCCACCUUACGACCGGGGGGGCCUGAAGUGCCUGGCGGCGCCGUGGCCGCCCUUCUCUUAGCUCGGGCAACGACCUCAGCGCGCCGAGCCGUGUGCUGCGGCUGCUGCGUGCUGUUCCACCUGAGUGCCCCGAGGGAGUUGCGAGCACCGCGGAGGCGUCUUGCGCGUUGUGUCCCGCUGAAGCCUGGGCCGCUGAAGGCGCCGAGCGCAAGUUUCUUCCGGGUUGGUUCCUCGGGGCUGUGCCGGUGUAAUUUCCGCCACCGGCUGCCGACGGGGAUUGGCCGGGUACGUUUGCGGGCCCCCCGGCCGCUGUUGCUUGUCGGUGUCCAACAAUAGAAAGCACAGCGAAGAACCGGGCGGCCCAGGCUGGGGCCAUGAGUGUUGCGUGAUGUCUCCAAAAACUACGGGGGCCACCUCCUGACCCAGAGACGAGCACCCACGCGCAAAAAGCCGGCAGCAGAGGCCAGGCGGCAGCGGUGGCACGGCUGGCAAGUGCUUCGGGCGCUGUGCCGGUCUUGUUGCUCUGCUUUUUCACUGGGAGGCUAAGGGCUGCCCGGGUUUUAUGCGCCAGCAGUACGGCGACAAGUGUAAAAGCUUGCCCAAGCUACACAGAUGCAACAGCAGAGCUGUCGAAGGGGAAGACGCGGGAAGCGCGUCCAGGCAACGCAUAAGCGAAGGCGCCGAAGGAGUGCGCGCAACCGGCUCGGCCGGGAAUGAUGCGGGGCCCGCAGACUGGCCAAAUUUCUUACGAAGUCCGUGCCGCUGGCGCUGUCGCUAGUCGUGUCCCGGACGCGACAACGACGAAGAAAACAAGGGCAGGCGCCUCCCCCCGAGCUGUUACGAGCCCAGCUGAGUGACAACAAAUGGCGGGGAAUGCGCGCCGACGCAGGUGCCCCGCAGCAAGCUACAAACCCACAACGUGCCCGAUGUGGAGCGCAAAGACCAUACUUCUGAGGCCGACGUGGGCAGAUGCUUCGACGAGACCGGGAAAAUUGCGGAAGACGUGCCGCACAAUGGAACUGGAAACCCAGCGGCGCUCGACAGGAGCGCCAGGGAAUUGAUAGAGGCGCCGCUGGGUCAUGCUACACUGGAACAAUGUUGCGCGCAGUUGAGCGGGGGCGUGAUGCUGGCAGCGGCGCGCGCGUGGCAGUGCGAGAGCGCCCCAAAGUUCCAGACGUUGCGCCAGGCCGAGCAGAGUGGCCGCCGGUAAGCGAAUGGCUUGCCGUAACAGGCUGCAAAAGCAAGGACGCCGCCAAGCUCCGCGCUUGUUGGGGGGCUAAGGGUUAUCCGCCUGGUGCCCAAUCACUUCGCACCCACGCCCCUACUCUUCAACGCGGCGCCUUGCCCUUUAGACUGGCUGGGGGAGGUGGGUGGCCCCUCUCCUCUGCCGGUGUAGGUAGGUCCCACUGUUUAACUACACGCCUGGGGGCCUAGAUGCGGUUCUGUCAGGUCCUUUGGCUUGGGUUUGCCAUGCCUCUCGUCCCUCCUUCCCUUUCCCCCUUUUCUACUCUCAUUUGCUUUUUAGUUGGCUCUUUUCCACGCUAUAUUUCAUUUGCUCUUACGCCUGUUCUCGUCCUCGUUACAACUCAAUUCGUUUAAUGCCUUUUUUUGUAUCGCGAGCGAGUUCUGUAAAGAACCCCCUCCGCCUAACCUGUAAUAGUUUUUUGCUACUUUCUACUCCUCAUCAUGAUACACUAUCUAAUACUUGUGCCUGCUUUAGUUCCCCGUCUCACUUCAUAUCACAUAGCUCUAAGUAAUAUUGCCGCCUCGACUUCUUUCUGGUGUGUGAAUUUGUAUUUUUCAACGAUUACUGGUGUGUGAAAAUUUUUCAUCCAAUGACUACUAACUCAGGUUUCGACGCUGGCGAUCACCCUCCUCUAACACCAACGCUUCAAGUCCCCAGCUCUGUCGAAGAAUUAGGCGGAACUCGCGCGUGGCGUGUCUACGAGUUGGUUUGUCGAAAUUUUAUGGCCAGUAUUAGCAGUGAUCUCCUUUUCCUCAGUGCAAAACUUCAGCUCUCGUUGUAUAGCGCACAGGCGUUGCAGUCAACACCGAGUGGCAAUACAGAUGAAAUGCCGAAAUUUCAUUUCACUUUAUCGGACAAAAAACUCCAAGACCCUGGAUUCCAGAGAGUCAUGAAACGUACUUUUUCAUUGUUUGGGUGUGACCAAUUUACAACUGAGAAAUGAAUACUUCGCUAAGAAUCCUGAUCUUCAAAAGGAUUUCUUUAGUUCUACCUUAGAAGAAUGAUGAAUCGAAGUUCAAACUUUUUUUUUCUCCUCCAACCACCACCCACAUACUAUCAAUUACAUUUCUCUUCUCCCAACUACAGCAAACUUCGACGAAGAGGCGUAUCGACUUGAGUUUAACAAUGGCACUCCCUACGACAUAGGAGACCAUUUGAACUUGUACGACCGCUAUAGAAUGCGCUACAAUCCUAGUAUUGACGAUGAUAUGCACCGUCGAAGCGGAAGAAAGCGAAUCGAAAACGAUAUCAUACUAGAGUUGAAGGAGCAAGAGACCAGUGCGCCAGACUACUUAACGGAAUCAGACUUAUUAGGGCUGAUGGAUGCGAAUGGGAUAGGUACUGUUUAGAGGUACAAGUAGAGGUUUAAUGAAAAUCAAUGUAAGAUAAAGUCAGAUUCCUGUUAUAUUCAAUCGUUUUCAACAAGAGUUCUCUUGUGGCAAUAUCAGGAGAAGGUAAAAACCAAGCAAACAACAUGGAAAACCGUCUCUCGAGCUCGCCCACACCUAAAACCAAACAGGUACCGACGCCUCCAUGGCAAAUCAUAUCAAUACGAUCUGUGAGCGCAAUUAUGUCGACAUUGCUGGCGGUCGUAAGCUUGUGCCGACAAAGGUCGGCAUCUCCCUCGUACACGGUUAUUCCUUAGUGGACAAUGAACUCUGUGUACCGAAGAUGCGACAGGACAUGGAAGCUGCUUGUACCUUAAUCGCAAAAGGCGAAGCCAAGAGGAAGGACGUAGUCGCACACAUGCUCAACACCUACAAGUCGAAGUUCGCGUUUUUUACCGAACACCAAGAAAACCUUAUGGACCAACUCUUUCAGAAGGAGUACGAACUAGCAGUGCCAGGCAGUAUUAUUGGCUCUUCAGCGGACAAGAUGGGCAAAGGCGGCAAAGCAGCGAUACCAUCAACAGACGAGUUGCGAGAGUUGCAAAGGUUGGGCUUGGAUAAAGGCGAUUUUGGUGGGAAGUUGGGGGAGAAGGGGAAAGGUAGUUUUCAUUGUUUUUACCUUUUCAGUCUCUGAUGCAAUCGUUUAGUAUCACUUCUGACAAGGAAGUCACUUGUUGAGGGUCGUAACCCUAACCCAUCCCCAUCUGACGUGUUUAGUCGCGAGUAUCACUUCUGACAAUCAAAAAGUGUUUAAUCACGAAGCUUUUUCCUACCUCUCACUUCCCGUUACUUCUUUUAUGUACCCAUCAGGCGGCAAAAGUAAGGGCAAAGGCAAGAGCCGUGGCAAGGACGAGGAGGGCAAAGGCAAGGGCAAAGGGCGCAAAAAAGGCAGAGACGACGAGGACUUUGUAGGUAGAGAUGAACAGCAAUAUCUAGUCCAGUCUGGCGGCUACAACGCCAUGGCUACUGCAUCCACAGGCAGCACAGGAGGUGGCGGAAUCGUUAUUGUCUCCGCGAAGGAAAAGAAGAUCAAGGAGUUGGAGAAGAAAAUCAAAGAGAUCACACGUCUAGAGCAAGAUGCCGAAGACGGCAAAAAGGUGCUAGAUGCAGCACAGAAGAAGAAGAUUGACAGCAAAGCAGGACUGCAAGACGAACUGAAGCAGUUGUUGAAUAAGUUCUCCAACUAGACGAAGAGGACCAUGCCAUCUUCCCCAAUACUAGAUGGGUACGGGUAGUCCUCCAACAACUUCUAAAAAGCUGCUUCUAUUUAGGAAUAUACUUCUGCGUCCAUCUUCUCCGAUAUCAAACGCAAAAACGUCAUCUCAUCUGCGGUGGAGGGGAAUUUCGAAGAAGUUGCAGCUCCUCUAGCAGAAUAAUGCGGGAAGCGGGAAGCACGAUGACGGGCUCGUGUGAAGGAAAAAGUAGUCCUUUGUGUCAUAACAAGGGGAUACUUGUUGUAGGAUGAAAGAAAAGUAUUUACACUAUAGGCUAACUAUGCUUCGUUUAAUAAACUCUGUCAUUGAAGAGCAGUCUCUGGCUGAUAACUGGACACUAUGUAGAUCAUGCUGCGCGGGUAUUCCCAUCGUAGUAAACGCAAGAUUUGUAAUCUAUUCACCUGGUGACCGGUUUUAGACCAGUAUCCCUAGGUCGGAGCGAGUCAAAAAACCCUAGGUCAUCAACUAAUAGUAGUAGUUUUUCUUUUGUGAUAAUCUACGUAAAACUAAUUUUCUUUGUACUCUGUUGAAUCUCGAAGUUGUUUCUACGCAUGAUAAGUACAUUUUAGGAAUUCAUUUUCAUAUCUCUGUACUUUAUUCAUAUUAUUUUUGUAGUAGUAGUUGUACGUGCUGAUCAUGUCGUCUAACCAUAUUCUCCAUAUUGUUAGAAACCCCUCCCGAGCCCGUAUGAACAACCUCCAUAGCUUCAUGCUAUGCUAAUGUUUCGUUUAUGUCCCCGCUCACUCGUGUCCGUGGCUCGGGAUGUAAUCAAAACUGACGCAUUAGUAUGCUGUACCUGUACCAUAAAAACAUGAAGAAGUGUGUCAAGAAGGUGGUGUAUCAACAUGUGAUGUGGGAGAAAGUUUCAACCUAUCAUGGCAAUCCUCGCUGGUACAACGAGCCGUGUCGGCCCUUGCUG
Amoebophrya sp. A25 is the source of this 7926-nucleotide messenger RNA. NCBI's taxonomy places the organism in Eukaryota, Dinophyceae, Syndiniales, Amoebophryaceae. The record is from the annotation of a GenBank genome assembly.